UCUACAAAUUUUAAUUUUACUGUUCCAAAACACCUAAAGAAGCUUAUCAAGACCUUGGCAAACAUUUUCAUGAUGAAGUUUAGUCGUAGGGAAGGUGAUUUCACGUGUAGACCACCUACAACUUACAAGGUAUUGAUCGUCUUCAUCUUCAUAUUAAAGUUGCUGCAAGCUGCUAAUGGAAGUUCAUGUCGAUACGAUGAAGUGCUUCAUUGCAAGAAUAGUAAUUUCAGCGAUUGUAGCUGCAUCAAAUGCCUUGAUUGCCCACCUGGAGAAGGGCUAUAUCCACAAUGUGGGUCUAUUGCAUUAAGGAGAAGCACAACCAUGCAAUGCAUACCUUGCAAAAGGGGGWCAUUUUCAGACCAAAGCGAUUUUGGAGCAUGUCAUCCCUGCCAUUUUUGUGCAACUGUUGGACAACAGACCCUAAGAGAAUGUACGACAAUACAAAAUGCCAUAUGCAAGAAAGGGUCUUGUAUGGAUGGGUUUCAGUGGAGUUCUAUAAUUGAAAGGUGUGAACAAGUACCUAUUACCCCAAGGAAGGAAAAGAAAACCAGCCCUCAACCCACAACAAGACCAUCAACUCAUGUACAGCCAACACUAGCAUCCUCUAAUGCAUCCAGCAAUGAGGAUUCAGGUUCAAAUGAACCUGUCACCAAACCUACCCCAAUAAUAAGAACAUCACUCAGAACCCCACAGCCAACCGCUGAACAUAAGAGCAAUUGGAUUAGAAUUACAUCUUCUAUUUUUGGUAAGAGGGACAGUUCACAGUUUACCAAUUAUUUUUCAGCUUUUGAAUAGAUUAUUGCUUCUCAUACUCAUGAAUAUUUAAUGAGGAGAAAACAAAGCAAAUCACUACUAU
This is a messenger RNA of Actinia tenebrosa (Australian red waratah sea anemone), 856 nucleotides long. RefSeq lists its product as uncharacterized. NCBI's taxonomy places the organism in Eukaryota, Metazoa, Cnidaria, Anthozoa, Actiniaria, Actiniidae. The record is from RefSeq and is a predicted model, not a curated record.